AAAUAAACGUUGCAGAAUCACAUCUUAUUCUGCUUUCUGCCUGCGGUUCCAAUCUCUGACGCGGUUUGGGACGAUUCGGUAUUUAGGAUGGUGGUAUGUCCAGUCUUGGAACAGCCUUCCCGUCGCAAGUCACAAAAAAUAUCUCGACAAUCGCUUCGGCAUUUUUUAACCUCUUUCAUAUUUUCUACGCCUCCACACAACGCGUACUCACGACAUGUCAUCACAAGCUCCGGAUUCGAAAUCGAGGUCAUGGCAUCUCCGGAAUUGUCGGCGCAUCUGCGAUAUCUGAAUGAAUCCGCACAUCUACUUGCGACUGCAGCCCCAGAGACAUCCAGACAUUUGAUGUCGCGACAUAAUGCUCUGCUGUUCGCCAAUCAAAUCGAGGUUGAAGGUACACAAAGGAAGUCUGCAUGCGGGGCUUGUGGAGCUUUAGUUGUACCAGGCUGGGAGGGGACGUUAGAGAGUCAUAUUGAACGAUCGAAAGUCUCGAAGAAAAGGAAGCCGGUGGAGCGUACCGUGCAGAAGAGAGCUAUGGUCUAUGAAUGUGGAAUUUGUGGAAAAAAGACUUGGGAGACCGUUAAAGCACCACCGGCAGUCAAGAGACAAUCAUUGACAUCGGUGGUCUCACAGCCAGCAGAUCAUAUAGGAGUUUCAGCAAGUCCAGCUGUAGCUACCUCAUCCACAAACUCAAGUAGUAAGAAACGGGCAAAGACACGGAAAGGUGGGCUGGCUGCUAUAUUGGCUCAGAAGAAGACAGCGGAUACUUCUGGUUCUGGAUUUGAUCUGAUGGACUUCAUGAAAAAGGCCUGAAUCAAGCCCAGUAUUAGUUUCAGACAUCAUUAUAUUCAUUUACUCAAUGGCUCGAAGAUUACUAUACAAUUAAGAACUC
Mollisia scopiformis is the source of this 889-nucleotide messenger RNA. RefSeq lists its product as uncharacterized. Gene Ontology annotation, biological process: tRNA processing. The transcript has a single exon. The annotation marks the transcript as partial. The record is from RefSeq and is a predicted model, not a curated record. NCBI's taxonomy places the organism in Eukaryota, Fungi, Ascomycota, Leotiomycetes, Helotiales, Mollisiaceae. Gene Ontology annotation, cellular component: nucleolar ribonuclease P complex.